AUGUCCGCCCCUACCACCAUGAAGGCCGUCGUCAUCCAGGGCCCCGAGAAGGUCGCUGUUCUCGAGCGCCCCAUCCCUAAGCCUGGGCAGGGCGAAGUGGUGGUCAAGGUCAACCUGGCCGCCCUUUGUGGUUCGGACUUGCACAUCUACCGUGGUCACCAGCCUGUCCCCAAGUACGACUUUGUCCUCGGUCACGAAUUUGUCGGUGAGAUCCAUGAGACGGGUGCUGGCAUCAAGAACUGGAAGAAGGGCGACAAGGUUGUCUCUCCUUUCACCAUCUCUUGCGGUGACUGCUUCUUCUGCAAUCGCAGUCAGACUGGGCGAUGUACGGAAUCGCGUGUCUUUGGCUCUGUUCCUCUCGACGGUGCACAGGCAGAGUACGUGCUGGUUCCACUGGCAGACACGACGCUGUACGCGAUCCCUGAAGAUGUGCCCGAAGAGAUCAUGCUGCUUACCGCCGACAUCUUCCCCACGGGCUACUUUGUCGCUAACAACGCCUAUACCAUGCUCAACGAAACUGAGCGAAAGGAUGUGACAGCUGUUGUGAUCGGAUGCGGUCCUGUCGGUCUCUGUGCCAUCACUGCUGCUUGUUCUUUCUUCAAGAGGGUCUACGCUAUCGAUUCUGUGCGCGAACGUCUUGCGGAGGCCAAAAAGCACGGCGCGAUCGCUCUCCACCUCACGGACGAUGAUCCGGUCAAGAGGCUCAAGGAAGCCACCGAGGGUCGAGGUGCUGAUGUUGCACUCGAGGUCGUCGGUGCUGAGCCUGCACUCCAGCUUGCCGUCCAGAUCGUCCGCAGCUUCGGCGUUGUCUCGUCUUGCGGCAUCCACACUCACGCCGUCAAACUGGAAGGUCUGGAUCUUUACAACAAGAACCUGCGAUUCCAGUUCGGUCGAUGCCCAGUUCGCGCAGUCUUCGACCCGGCUGUCAAGCUUCUCUCCAAACACCACGACCUGUUCAAGAGCUUCAUUCAGCACACGAGACCUAUCGAGGAUGCUCCCGAGUACUACAAGCUGUUCAACGAACGGAAAGUGCUCAAGACUGUCUUCAAGAUGAACCAGGCUAACUAG
Molecule: messenger RNA, 1068 nt
Organism: Ustilago hordei
Lineage: Eukaryota; Fungi; Basidiomycota; Ustilaginomycetes; Ustilaginales; Ustilaginaceae
Exons: 1
Coding region: 1-1068 (355 amino acids)
Molecular function (GO): oxidoreductase activity; zinc ion binding
Source: RefSeq, a predicted model, not a curated record